CUUUGAGCGGUGCGUGCGGUGUGCGGCGAGAGCGGCUGGAAGGGAGGCAGGGCAGCGGCAGGAGGCAGGAGCUUUGGCGGCGAGCUGUGGCGGCAGAGAAUGGCGGUGAGGCGGCGGCAGAGGCUCGGGCCGGGCGGCGGGCGAGCGCUGCUGGGCGCGGUGCUGCUGUGCGUGUGGUGGCGGGCGGCGGCCGAGCGGCUCCGCUACGCCAUCCCCGAGGAGCUGGGCAGAGGCUCGCUCGUGGGGCCGCUGGCGCGGGACCUGGGGCUCAGCGCGGACGAGCUGCCGGCGCGCAAGCUGCAGGUGGCGUCUGCCGGCAAGAAGCAGCUGAACUACUUCAGUGUGAAUGAGGAGAACGGGAACCUGUACGUGAACGAGAGGCUGGACCGGGAGGAGAUGUGCGGCGAUUCGGCGACCUGUUCUGUCAGCUUCGAGGUGCUGGUGCACAACCCACUGAACAUUUUCCACGUUGAAGUGGAGAUCCAGGACGUGAAUGAUAAUGUGCCGCGCUUUCUGCGAGACAAAUUUCAGCUGGAGAUCAACGAGUUGACUUCUCCCGGCGCCCGGUUUUAUUUGGGCGUGGCAGAGGAUCCGGACGUGGGCAGUAACUCGCUGCAGGGGUAUGAGCUGGAGGCCAACGGGUACUUCGCUGUGGAGGUAAGGGAGAGCCAAGACGGCAGCAAAUCUGCGGAGCUGGUCUUGCGCCACUCAUUGGAUCGGGAGAGCGAGCCGAGCCUGCAGCUGAUGCUGACUGCGGUGGAUGGCGGAGACCCGCCCCGAACUGGCACCGCCCAGCUGUGGAUCAACGUCACCGACGCCAAUGACAACCCACCCGUGUUCGCGCAGGACCGGUUCCGCGUCAGCCUGCGAGAGGACGCUGUCCCGGGAUCGACGGUGCUGAACGUCUCUGCCUCCGAUGCCGACGCCGGCACCAACGCCCACAUCACCUACGGCUUCGGGAAAAUGCCGGGCAAGGUGCUUCAGAAGUUCACGGUGGAUGCUCAGAGAGGGACGAUAACACUGCAGGAGGCACUGGACUUCGAAGACACGCGGUCGUUCAGCCUGGCUGUGGAGGCGACAGAUGGCGGUGGUUCGGUUGCGCACUGCAAGGUGGAGGUGGAGGUGCUGGACGUGAAUGACAAUCCGCCCGAGAUAACAGUUUUAUCACUCUCGAGUCCGGUGCCCGAGGACGCGCCGGUAGGCACCGUGGUGGCUCUGCUUAACGUGGACGACCCAGACUCCGGCGAGAACGGUCAGGUGUCGUGCGAGCUGUCAGGCGAGGCGCCGCUGUCGAUCGUGGCGUCGCCGGGCGGCUCGUACAAGGUGGUGACGGCGAGCGCGCUGGACCGCGAGCAGGCGUCCGAACACCGCGUGACGGUGGUGGCCCGGGACCGGGGCAGGCCGGCGCUGUGGAGCAGCACGGAGCUGGUGCUGGAGGUGUCGGACGUGAACGACAACGCGCCGGUGUUCGAGGAGGCGGCGUACAGCGCGUACGUGGCGGAGAACAACGCGGCGGGCGCGCUGGUGGUGCGCGUGCAGGCGCGGGACGCGGACGCGGGCGCCAACGGGCGCGUGAGCUACUGGCUGGCGGGCGGCAGCGCGGGCGCGGCGGGCGCGGCGCCGCUGGUGUCGGUGGAGGCGCGGAGCGGCGCGCUGUACGCGCAGCGCUCCUUGGACUACGAGCAGUGCCGCGAGUUCUGGGUGGCGGUGCGGGCGCAGGACGGCGGCGCGCCGGCGCGCAGCUCCACGGCCACGGUGCGCGUCUUCGUGCUGGACCGCAACGACAACGCGCCGCGGGUGCUGUGGCCGGCGGCGGGCGCGGGAGAGGCC
Messenger RNA from Ficedula albicollis (Collared flycatcher), 1830 nucleotides. RefSeq names its product protocadherin gamma-B5-like. Gene Ontology annotation, biological process: homophilic cell-cell adhesion. The record is from RefSeq and is a predicted model, not a curated record. The transcript is spliced from 2 exons. The annotation marks the transcript as partial. NCBI's taxonomy places the organism in Eukaryota, Metazoa, Chordata, Aves, Passeriformes, Muscicapidae. Gene Ontology annotation, cellular component: plasma membrane. Gene Ontology annotation, molecular function: calcium ion binding.